AACGAUCCACUUCAUCUACCGUCACCCACAUCUACGAGAUGUUAUGGUAGAAAGCGCUGGUCUGCUGGAUUCACAUUAAGCGCACUACCGGAACGAGAGACGAUGAGUUCUAGCGACUCUUUGGCCGGUAGCCGUCGAGAGCUUGGCGUCGACACGAUGCAGCAGGGUUCCGAAAUUCAAGACAGUCCACGCGGAGCACCAAGUGUAGCAUCCACAAAGAGAGAAGAUGUCAAUUAUCAUCACUCGCAGCCACAUGUAGUUCCACAAGGAGGUAUUCCUAUUCAAGGACAAGUUCUUGUUGAUCCGGCAACUGGACAACAUUAUAUUGUGCCGCAGGCAACAUUCUUUCCUCCUACUGUUCAACCGAUGUACUUCCAACCAACUCCAACUCCUGUUUAUUAUCCUUAUGGACAAGUUCCUACACAGGGUUAUGUGAUGCAGUCGGCACCACCCCAAGCCCAAUAUUCUGUUCCAAUAGCUGCUUACCAGCAGCGGCCGUUUGGUUUUCGGCCAGGUUAUGCACAGAGUACCGCAUCUAGUGAAGACUUAAGCAGAAGAGAUGAAAGGCUUGAGGAUCCACCACCAUCGUCGCCUUCAAUUUCUUUGGCUACACAGUCAGGGUUUUUCCCUACGAAUUUCAUCCCAACAACUGCAGCGCCUUCAUUUCCUCUUCAAUAUCGGCGAGAUGUGACCCGCGCAAGCUCCGAAUUCCAACGCCUAUCUGGGGAAUUCCGAAGGCAAGGAAGUGGCGAGUUUGGCCGUUCCAAUGACAGUUUCUCACGAACUGGUAACGGCGAAACUGCCAGAUCCGAAGGCUAUUUCCGUGGUGGCGCUGCGGAGAGUGAUGUGUUCAACAGGAGCGGUGAAGGCGCGCGGAUGACUGAGCGGACUCCUCUCUACGGAGGGCCACCACCAUGGUGGGGUCGUCAUAAUGACGAUCUUGGCGAUUCACGUACGGAUGUUGAAAGCAGUCCUCGUGCUCAUCAACGAUCGUCACCGCCUUCUUCGGCGUUAUCAGAACCAGAAUCAAACCGUGUUCGACAGCUCCCAGCCAAGGCUGUUAGAAUGGACAUAGAUCUAAGUAAAGUAGGCGAAGAUGAAGCACCAAGACCAAAACCGACCAUGUCCAGAUCAGUUCGGAUGGAUAUCGAUCUCAGCAAGCUACCGGAUGAAACAAAGACUACUGAGAAGAAAGCUCCGUCACGUAAUGCUGCUACGGCGUUCACGGUCAACUUCGAUUCUGCAGAUGAAGAGCUGUCGCUCCAAGAUGCAGCGAGAAAGUCAGCACAGGCCCGCCGAAUUCUCAAUCGUCGUUCUGGAGGAGGAGGUUCGGCUACCUCAUCAGGCAGUCAGGAUAGCGGACAACGCGCCGCUCGUGAACUUCCUCAAACUAAUCCGAGCAACAAGAAUUAUUUGCUGAACAAGCUGUUGCAAGGGGAAGGUCAUAAUGCUGAGGAGAACCAAGAAGGAGCGGAAUCUGAAGAGCGCAAGGAGUGCGACGUAUCCAGCGAAGCUGGAACCUACGUAGUUGACAUGAGUUCACGCAUCGGUGGCGGUCAAGCUAGUCAGUUGAUGACGGCGAAGAUAAUUGAAGAUUCUGAUGCAUCUUCGGAUAGCAGUAGUAGUGACAGCGAAUCAGAGGGUUCACCUAUUCCUCGUCCGAAGCCUAUAGUCGUGAUUCCCAAAGCCACCGUUGUGAAAACUACGCCAGCUCAACCAGAAACAGCCCCCAAUGAGCCUACCGAUCUCACGAAGGAAAUGUCGAAAUUGCGUACACUGGCUGGGAUUCGACAAACUCCGUCUCCAGCAGAAUCACGCGCGGCUUCAUGUACUACACGUCCAUCGGGAAUGUACGAUAAUUCGCGUCCUGGUCCAGCAACUCCUCCUCAACUUCCACGUCCCUGUACCGGACGGUCUUCAUUGGGUUCUCAGCCGUCGAGCAGACCUCAGACGACAACUCGGGCGGGACAGGCCUCCUCGUCAAACGCGCCGUUCAGAAGAGGAGACGGUGGCCGGUACUCCAUGCGAGGUAAUGCUCCAGGAGUGGCACCAUCGAGCCCUCAACAAAACGUUAGAAGACCUCCUUUCAGAGCUGGCACCGCUCCAUUGAGACCUGGCGCAAACCUAGCUCAACAGAAGGAGCAGGAGAUGAAUGCUUGGCUUCGUCGGAAAGACUAUAAUCCGAUGAAAGCCGCGGCGGAGGCUAGAAAGGCGAAAGAAUUGAAAGCUAGAGGAGAGCAGUUCGUGUCGAAUCGUUCAAUAUCUUUCCAUGUUGGACCGGUUGCUGGCAAACCAGCCAGGAAAGAAGGUUUUGGAGAGAUAACUCGCAACAGAUCUCAAGAAUCUCUAGCGGUUGAGGAAGCAGAACACGCGAGUCAACGAGUAUUGGCAGAGUACUCUCGAGGUGUCGUGCAAGACAUCUCACGCCUUUCCCAGCAGAGUAGCCGCGCUAGUGGCAAAGUGAGCAGUCUCUUUUUUCGUCGACUUCGUUUCUUUGAGAGUAAAUGUAAUUUUCAGCAGCUGAGUGGCUUAGCACGUGCCGUAGAUAUGUUGUCGCAGAAGUGUAAGAAGAGCAUCGAGCUGAUACGGUCGCAGAAUAAGGGCUGUUUGUCUGUCUCUGUAGAAGAUCUCCUGGCAGCUGCUGCUGAGCCCCCUCGAAAGGGCGAAACCCUCAACGAGCAGUUGGACCGACUUUCAGAUGCGUUCGAUGCUGUGCAACGCUAUCUCGAGCAGUACUCUUUGGAUGGUCAUCAAUCCCCAAUUCCCGAUUUCACAGAUGACGCGUCUGAGAUUCAAUCAGUUGCGAGUUCUCUUACCGCACAUAGGUAG
Messenger RNA from Haemonchus placei, 2829 nucleotides. NCBI's taxonomy places the organism in Eukaryota, Metazoa, Nematoda, Chromadorea, Rhabditida, Trichostrongylidae. The record is from the annotation of a GenBank genome assembly.